GGCGGUGGCGGUGUGAAGCUCGCUGCCGGUUCGCGGGACUGCUGUGACCAGUUUCGCUGCUGGCGCCGAGGGGUACCAGGAUUCAAUGGAUGUAAAUAAAGAUAAUCAAGAGGCUAUUCCUCAUUCAAGCACAUCAUCUGUGCAAAGUGAUGAUUUCCACUGGGAUCAGUAUUUGAAAGCGACGGGAUCGCUAAGCGCUCCUUCAGAUUACUUCAGACAGUCUAAAAUUCCACCGGCUAAUGACUUCAGAAUUGGAAUGAAAUUGGAAGCCCGUGACCCUCGCAAUGUUACUUCCAUAUGUAUUGCUACUGUUAUUGGAAUUACUGGAGCCAGGUUACGUUUACGGCUCGAUGGUAGUGACAACAGAAAUGACUUUUGGAGGCUUGUUGAUUCCUGCGACAUACAGCCUGUGGGGACCUGUGAAAAGGAAGGAGACUUACUUCAGCCUCCACUAGGAUUCCAGAUGAAUGCAUCAUCUUGGCCAAUGUUCCUGUUACGAACCCUGAGUGGGUCUGAAAUGGCACCCGCAGCAUUCUUCAAAAAGGAACCGCCGAAACCUCCCCUAAAUAAUUUUAAAGUGGGGAUGAAGCUCGAGGCUGUUGACAAAAAAAAUCCUUUUUUCAUCUGCCCUGCAACAAUCGGAGGUGUUAGAGGAGACGAAGUUCACAUCACAUUUGAUGGCUGGAGUGGAGCAUUUGAUUACUGGUGCAGAUACGACUCACGGGAUCUUUUUCCAGUUGGGUGGUGUUGCCUGACGGGAGAUGUGUUGCAGCCACUAGGACGUAGUGUUCCUAUUGUAAGGAAUAUAGCAAAAGCACAGUCUUCGCCCUCCAAAGCAGCUGUGUGCUCAUUGCCAUCUUCUCAGAGCUCUGACUCAGGGUCACCAUCACGGCAAGCUAAGAAAUCAGGUCGAACUAAAUCAGCUACAAGUACUUCAACUCCCAAGAAGAGUAGUUCUGCUAAAAAUACCACACCAAAGAAAAAAAGUGUAAGCUCAGGAAAAAAGGAAAAAAUUAUUCCUGUGUUGUGUUCUACAUCUGCAACUUCUUUAACUACGCUGAUCAGAGAAAGUAACAAGGCACUUGAUAAGAAUGUCUCCCCUAAGGCAUCUAAAAUAGUGAUGUCUACAGUCUGUGUCUAUAUAAACAAACAUGGAAACUUUGGUCCGCAUCUGGAUCCUAAGAAAAUCCAGCAGCUGCCUGACCACUUUGGUCCAGGCCCUGUGAAUGUGGUGCUGCGGCGAACCGUGCAGGCCUGUGUGGACUGUGCCAUUCAGUCUAAGACUGUUUUUGGAUUCCUGAAGCCAGAUAAUCGUGGAGGAGAAGUGAUAACUGCCUCCUUUGAUGGGGAAACUCAUUCCAUCCAGCUUCCUCCCGUGAACAGUGCUUCAUUUGCUCUCCGCUUUCUUGAGAAUUUAUGCCACAGCAUGGAGUGUGACAACCUUUUGAGUAGCCAGCCUUUCAGCUGUUACAAGAGUAGUAAUACUCCUAGCCCUGCAAAAAAUGAUCCAAAUACAUCAGCAGUACAGGAAGAAAGGAAUGGAAAGAAUACCAUCAAACGUUGUGCUCAGUCACCGAUUCCUUACAUCGUGCCCGUGUCUCCUAAGCGUUCAGUGAUGAACAUCAAUGUCUCUUCAGAAGAGCUGUUGUCCACCAAGGGAGGUGACACGUCCAGAGCGGAGGAGCCUCCAGAAAAAGGAGUGGACACUUCACUGACUUCUGGAAAUUCUCUGAUUUCUGCGGGUGGAGAUUCUACCCAUACUGGUACUGCAGUCUGCAAGAUGAUGUCUGAAAAUGUGCCAGAUGUGUCGAGUUCGCAAGCAGUCGGGAACAACUCCUCCGCCAAAAGCAGUUCCCAGGAGAAUGAAAUCCAGAUGCAGAGGAAAAGUGAAGCUGCAAGUCCCACAACUGUACCAGAUGCCAGUACCCCAAAACACGGCUUAUCUAAGGACCCUUCCACGUGGUCUGUGGAUGAAGUCAUCCAAUAUAUGAGAACCAAAGAUCCUCAAAUACCAGCUCCCAUCACUGACCUCUUCAGGAUACACGAAAUCGAUGGGAAGGCUCUGUUAUUACUGAAGAGUGAAGUCAUGAUGAAAUAUAUGGGGUUGAAGCUGGGCCCAGCAUUAAAGCUAUGCUAUUACAUUGAUAAGCUGAGAGAAGGAAGAUACAGUGACAAAAAUACUUAAGUUUAGAGUUGAGAUAAUUCUCAGGAGUAUUGCUAAAAUGUUUAAUUUAAAAUGUGAAGUUUUUGUUUCAUAGAAAUUUCCUAUAAAAGUAUUUGCUCAGAAUUAAAAAUUAGGGUAACAGUCCAAUUUUUAACAGAAGUUUUUUUUUUGUUGUUGUUUUUUACUGCUUUAAGAACUAUUUAACAUCUUAGGAUUAACAUAUUCAGACUGGCAGUCUGUCCUUUACCUUACUAUUUUUGCUGUACAGAUAUGCUUCACGCAGUGAACAGAAGAGACCUUUUACCUUUGUUCCAUGUCUGUGUCUAGAACCAAACAGCUAAAUCCCAAAGGGUAGGAUAUCAGGGAUUGGCAACAUCUGUAAUUACAAUUCAGGAGAAUUUUUCCUCAGAAGAAAAUUUAAAGAUGUGCCCAUAAAUAUCAUCUCGUUCUCACAUGUUUUCCCUACCUGAUUCUGCAGUGUCUGUUCAUGUUCUACCAAUUUCUAGAAAGAUACUAGCCGUAGAUAUUAUUUUCCUUCCUGUUAUCAUUCCUGCGUGUGUUUUGUUCAUAUAUAAAGGAAAUAAGCCAGCUUAUAAAUGUCCAUAAGUAUUCUUACCAGGUUUUGAUCCAGUUUUAAAGUUAUAGCAUAGAAAGGAUGAUCCUUUUAUGUUGGAAGUAUUUAUACCACAAGGGCAGUUUGGUUGGAGUAUGAUUACAUUUUUCCAACAAAAGAUACAUAUUUUAAAGCUCCCCAUUUUUUAAAUGCUUGGGCAGGAAGUAGGCGUUUAUUUCUCAUAUUUCUAUGUGAAGAUACCUGUGUCCCAAUUUAUAAAAGAUAUAUAUUUUAUUGUAUUGUUUAUUCCCCAUACAGACCUUUUACCAUAUUUAUAUAUUGUUCUAUACUUGUAGGAAUACACACAAGUAAAUCUUUUCUCUUUGAGUUUAAUAUGGCACUUUGCACUGCCACAGAGGUGAUGAUGAGCUAUGUAUAUAUUAGAUGCUUGUAUUUUGUUAAAAAAAAAAAAACAGCAGAAAGUGCAAAUUGUUUGUGAUCACCAGUACCUCUCAACUUAACUCUUCAGGGGAUGGGAACCGAUCUGUAGAUUGGUUUCCGUACAGGGAAAUUCUCUGUCCUAUGCAAUGUUUCUGAUCGAUGUGCUUAGUUCUGAGCCAUAUGUCUGCCUCACUUGAAAGAUGCCAUUAAUUCUGACUUACUGUUUUAGGCUUUACCGUUUAAGUUAGGAGUUUCAAGGGGAAGUGGUGCUACGUGUGUACUGUUACUAGUCUGUAUAAUGUUGAUGUUAUGUUGAUAAGCUACCAGAAGCAGUUAUAAAAAUAUUAGCCAUUUGUUGCAAAGGCCAAUAGUGUGUUCACCAGGGGCAAGACUGUGCAUUUUAGUUUUAGAAAACCAAACACAUGUUAGACCUGAGAGCAACUAUUUUUAGAGGAUCAUUCAUGUGUGUAAUUCCCUAUGUGCUGUACCACUUGGUUCUUACUUAAACUUGGUCUUUCAAACUCUUUGUAUGAAGAUGCUGUGCCCAGCUGAGCAGUCCUCAGGUGUUUGUACAAAUACUAUGUUUUUCAGUUUUCAGAUUUGAAGAUAUAAUAAAAUAACUGCAGCCAUUCUA
Ochotona princeps (American pika) is the source of this 3792-nucleotide messenger RNA. RefSeq names its product Scm polycomb group protein like 2. NCBI's taxonomy places the organism in Eukaryota, Metazoa, Chordata, Mammalia, Lagomorpha, Ochotonidae. The transcript is spliced from 14 exons. Gene Ontology annotation, cellular component: nucleus. Bases 86 to 2185 code for a protein of 699 amino acids. Gene Ontology annotation, biological process: regulation of DNA-templated transcription. Gene Ontology annotation, molecular function: protein binding. The record is from RefSeq and is a predicted model, not a curated record.